Molecule: messenger RNA, 1989 nt
Organism: Bradysia coprophila
Lineage: Eukaryota; Metazoa; Arthropoda; Insecta; Diptera; Sciaridae
Product: F-box/LRR-repeat protein fbxl-1
Cellular component (GO): cytoplasm
Molecular function (GO): protein binding
Source: RefSeq, a predicted model, not a curated record
AUACAAAAGUUGACAGCUGUGGGGCUACACAGCGCAGACUGUUUCUGUCAGACGAAAAUAACAUAUUUUUUUUAUUUAUUAUUUUGUUGUCUCUGUGCUGUUGUGUGUAUAAAAAUUUUUUGACUCAUCAAACAAGUGCAUUCAUAGUGCAAUUAUUUUUAGUUGUUUUUUUCGUGAUAAUUCGUGAAGUUCAAAAAGCCAUAGGUUGUUGUCUGUGCGAUAAACAAUAUCUUCUUUUUAGACUAAAAUGACGAACUCCAGCCGGAAUAGAUUGGAUCAAUCUUUCUUCGAGCCAGAUGAUGCUGAGAUAACAACCAAACUACCACGAGAGAUUUUACUGCGAAUAUUCUCGUACUUGGACGUAGUGUCUUUGUGUCGUUGUGCUCAGGUAAGCAAAUACUGGAAUAUUUUGGCAUUGGAUGGUUCAAAUUGGCAAAAAAUAGAUUUAUUUGAUUUCCAACGAGACGUUGAGGGACCAGUUAUAGAGAAUAUCUCACAAAGAUGUGGUGGAUUUUUGAAAUAUUUGUCAUUAAGGGGAUGUCAAUCAGUCGUGGAUCAAUCAAUACGAACGCUAGCGUUACAUUGCCAUAAUAUCGAACGACUGGAUCUGAGCGAUUGUAAAAAGAUUACGGAUCACUCCACAUCGGCCGUUAGUAAACAUUGUCACAAACUCAUAUCCAUAAAUUUAGACAGCUGUGUGAACAUAACCGAUUUGAGUUUGAAGUCAUUAUCAGACGGUUGUCCGAACUUAACGGAAAUCAAUAUAUCAUGGUGUCAUCAAAUAACCGAAAAUGGGGUCGAGGCGUUGUCUCGAGGGUGCAAUAAAAUUAAACGAUUUAGCGGUAAAGGAUGUAAGCAAAUAAAUGACCGAGCUGUCAAAUGUUUAGCCACUUACUGUUCGGGAAUCGAAGUACUGAAUCUGCAUAGUUGUGAUACCAUAACCGAUCAAUCAAUCAUCAAAAUUGCCGAAAAAUGUUACAACCUGAAGCAAUUGUGCGUGUCGAAGUGUCCUGAUUUGACUGACAAUACUUUACUCUCAUUGGCACAACAUAAUCGCUCGUGUCUGAAUACACUUGAAGUGGCUGGAUGCAAUCAGUUUACGGAUUUAGGGUUUCAAGCCUUAGGACGGAAUUGCAAAUUUUUGGAACGAAUGGAUCUGGAGGAAUGCAAUCAAAUAACUGAUUCGACACUUGCACACUUAGCUAUGGGUUGUCCGAGUCUAGAAAAACUGACAUUAUCACAUUGCGAAUUGAUCACCGAUGAAGGAAUUCGUCAGCUAGCAGCCGGUAGCUGUGCCGCCGAAAGCCUCUCUGUCUUAGAACUUGAUAAUUGUCCAUUGAUAACGGAUUUAACAUUGGAGCAUCUAGUGUCUUGUCACAAUUUGCAACGCAUCGAACUAUAUGAUUGCCAAAUGAUCACCAGAGCGGCCAUACGACGUUUGAGGAAUCAUCUACCAAACAUAAAGGUACAUGCGUACUUUGCGCCCGUUACUCCACCGCCAAUAACUGGAGGUCAACGACCGCGAUACUGUCGAUGCUGUGAAAUACUAUGAGAUCAGGCGGUCGGCUUGGCUAGAAAAGUUCUAUGCAGAAGUCGAGAUCAUGAGGAAUGAUUGUCAUUGACCAAAACAUUGAAUAUUCGUUUACGUUUUUAUCAUUUCAUUGUCAUCGUCCGUACCAAGUAAAGGAAAAAGAGAAUUGAAAUACUUGAGACAUGUCUGAGCACAGUGCUAUCAAAUUAUUAUUCAUACAAAGCAUUCUUAGAAUUUGUGCAAAAAAAAAACAAGAAGCAAAAUCUGCAGAAAAAUUUGAAAAAAUUUGUUUGUUUUUUACAAAAACCACGUCAAGUGUUCAUAAAAUAUCGUGAAAUAUUGCGAGUAUUUUUGGUGAGUUUCGAAUUAAUGCAAAAAAAAAAUGUUUUUCGAUGUCGGGAUGAAUUUCUUCUAAAUUUUGUGUGGGAAACGUAAUUGAACAAUGAAUGAUGCAAAGA